AUGGUAAUAGUGGUUGGAGAUGUCCAGCUUGUCAGAAUGCUUCUACGCAAGUUCCUAAAACUUAUACUUGUUUCUGUGGUAAGGUGCACAAUCCUGAAUGGAAUAGAAAUGAAAUACCACAUAGCUGUGGGGAACUUUGUGGAAAGAAGAGACAGUGUUUGGACUGUCCACAUCUUUGUAACAUCCUGUGCCAUCCAGGACCUUGCCCUUCGUGCCCAGCCUUCGUGACAAAAACAUGUGAAUGUGGACAAACAACUCAUUCAGUUCGCUGUGGCCAAUCAACAAAAAUUCAUUGUUCUAAUGUAUGUGGAAAUACUUUAAACUGUGGUAAGCACAGCUGUACUCAAGUGUGCCAUGCAGGAAAAUGUUCACCUUGCCAAUUAACAGUCCAGCAAGUGUGUUACUGUGGAAGCAACUUUAAAGAAGUAUUAUGUGGGACAAAGGAAGAAUUCUCUGAUGGAUUUGGGAAUUUCUCAUGUCAGAAUAUAUGUGGCAAAAAAUUAAAUUGUGGGAGGCACAACUGUACACAAGUGUGCCAUCCUCAGCCUUGCCAGCUCUGUCCACGACUUCCACAAGUAGUCUAUCGCUGUCCCUGUGGUCAGACUCCUCUCAGCAAGUUACUGGAACUAGGAUGUGUUGAACGUAAAAUAUGCACAGACCCUAUCCCGUCGUGUGGAAAAACAUGUGGCAAACCUCUUUCUUGUGGUAGCUAUGAGUUCGUUCAUACAUGCGAAAGCCUUUGCCAUGAAGGAGACUGUAAACCGUGUUCUCACACAUCAAAUAUUUAUUGUAGGUGUGGCUUCAAAAAAAAGGAAGUCCCAUGUGCUCUCCUCAGAAAUAAAGCUGCUAUUACAUUCAUGUGUGACAAGCGAUGCAACAAGAAAAGAUCAUGUGGACGACACAAGUGUAAUGAAGUUUGCUGUGUGGACACAGAACACAAGUGUUCUUUGGUUUGUGGUCGUAAACUCAACUGUGGGCUUCAUAGAUGUGAAGAACCCUGUCAUCGGGGCAGUUGUCAAACAUGCUGGCAAACAAGUUUUGAUGAGUUAACUUGUUACUGUGGUGAAUCUGUGAUUUACCCCCCUGUCCCCUGUGGCACUCAGCCACCAGAGUGUAAAAAAACAUGCACCAGGCCACAUGACUGUGAUCAUCCGGUGUACCAUUCAUGUCACAGUGAGGAGAAAUGUCCACCCUGUACCUAUCUCACUCAGAAAUGGUGUAUGGGCAAGCAUGAGCUGCGAAGUAAUAUUCCUUGUCAUCUCACUGACAUUUCCUGCGGACUUCGUUGCAAUCAAAUGUUAAAAUGUGGAAUGCACAAAUGUAAAAGAAUCUGUCAUAAAGGAGAAUGUCUUAUAGAUGAAGAGUGUAAACAGCCAUGUAUUAUUCCAAGGCUAUAUUGUAAUCAUCCCUGUAUGGCUCCAUGUCAUCCCUCUUCACCCUGUCCGACAACAUGCUGCAGUGCAAAGGUUGAUCUUCAGUGUGAAUGUGGAAGAAGAAAGGAGAGUAUGAUUUGCUCAGAAGCAUCUAAUACAUAUCAAAGAAUAGCUGCUAUAUCUAUAGCCACUAAGUUAACAGAUCUACAGCUUGGAGAUUCGGUAGAAAUCAGUAGGCUUAUUACGAAAAAAGAAAUGAAGCAGGCCAGGUUGCAAUGUGAUGAAGAAUGCUUAGCUCUUCAGAGGAACAGGCGUCUUGCUGAGGCUCUUGAAAUAGAUGACAAUUCUGAUCCUUUUAAUAUCCGUUCUUCUGGACCAAAGUACAGUGACCUUUUAAAAGAAGAUGCGAGGAAGGAUUUAAAAUUUGUCAGUGACAUUGAGAAGGAAAUGAGAAUGCUUGUGGAAGCUGUGAAUAAGGUCAGUAUUCAGAUACUCU
Cariama cristata (Red-legged seriema) is the source of this 1869-nucleotide messenger RNA. It is a transcript of the gene NFX1, whose product is annotated as nuclear transcription factor, X-box binding 1. Gene Ontology annotation, molecular function: DNA-binding transcription factor activity, RNA polymerase II-specific; RNA polymerase II transcription regulatory region sequence-specific DNA binding; zinc ion binding. Gene Ontology annotation, biological process: negative regulation of transcription by RNA polymerase II. The transcript has 18 exons. Gene Ontology annotation, cellular component: nucleus. The record is from RefSeq and is a predicted model, not a curated record. The annotation marks the transcript as partial. NCBI's taxonomy places the organism in Eukaryota, Metazoa, Chordata, Aves, Cariamiformes, Cariamidae.